Gossypium arboreum is the source of this 1584-nucleotide messenger RNA. Its product is annotated as BTB/POZ and TAZ domain-containing protein 3-like. The record is from RefSeq and is a predicted model, not a curated record. Gene Ontology annotation, molecular function: protein binding. Lineage: Eukaryota; Viridiplantae; Streptophyta; Magnoliopsida; Malvales; Malvaceae. The transcript has 7 exons. The coding region runs from base 258 to 1454 and encodes 398 amino acids.
UUUAUUUAUUUAUUUUAUUACAAUUCUCUCGUCUUCUCCGCUUUGAAGUCUCAUAAACCAAACUCUCUUUCUCUCCUUCUCUUUGCACUGAAACUGCGUCGUUUUUCGAAGCUCCAUACACCAAUGCUCUUCUAGCAGUUCAUCAUCCAAAAGGUUCUUCAGCUUAGAAGAAGAUCGAGCAAAUUUCGAUUGGUUUUUUUUUCUUUUACACAGAAGAUUUUCCCGCUUUAUUUAUAAAGUGCAGGUUGUUCUCUUUGAUGGCUUCACCGGUUACUGAUUCAGCCGGUUUAUCACCCUGUAUCGAAACUGUGUCAUGGAAUGCAGAUAUGGUCGGUACUUUGCCUAUGCCGGAAGCGGAAGCUCCGAUGUCUUCUUCGGUGUUGAACAACUGUAACAUACCGAAACCGCCGCCUCUUCCGAGUAAGAUUGUAACGAGAAACAAGCAUCCCAAAUGGCCUCCCGAGAGUAGCUUUGCCCCAAAGGAAACGAAAGAUAUGUGGGACAAGCUUUUCAAGGACGGUAAUGGUGCGGAUCUUUGCAUUUUCACUGAGGAUAAAUCGUGUAUUUUUGCUCAUUCUAGUGUUCUGAGUAUUGCAUCGCCUGUGCUCGGUUAUCGUAUCGGGCAAUCAAAAAUCAAGCAUGGCAUGAAAUACAUCCAAAUCCCGGGAUUACCACACGAUGCUGUUCGAGUAUUCAUUCGUUUUUUAUAUUCUUCAUGCUAUGAAGGGGAAGAGCUGAAAAAGUAUGCAUUGCAUCUAUUGUUGUUGUCGCAUUGUUGCUCAGUUCCGCAAUUGAAACGAGUUUGCAUUUGUUAUCUCGAGCAAGACUUUCUUACCACUGAAAACGUGAUUGAUACCCUUUUGUUAGCUCGGAAAUGUGAUGCACCAAGGCUCGUCCUCAUUUGUGUUCGUAUGGUCGUAAAGAAUUUCAAAUCCGUAUCUUCAACCGAAGGAUGGAAAUUAAUGAAACGUAUUUAUCCUGAUAUUGAGCAAGAACUUGUCGAGUCUGUUGUUGAAGCGGAUUCUAAAAAGCAAGAGAGGCAAAGGAAAAUCGAAGAGAAAAAGGUCUAUACGCAAUUAUAUGAAGCGAUGGAGGCCCUUCUUCACAUUUGCAAAGAUGGUUGUCGAACAAUUGGUCCUCGUGACAAAAUGCUAAAAGGAAACCAGAUUGCCUGCAAUUUUCCAGCUUGUAAAGGACUCGAAGCUUUAGUCCGUCAUUUCUCCGGUUGUAAGACUCGUGUUCCCGGAGGAUGCAGUCAUUGUAAACGCAUGUGGCAACUUCUUGAACUUCAUUCCCGUAUGUGCAAUGAACCCGAUUCUUGUAAGGUUCCUCUUUGCAGGCAUUUUAAGGAGAAAAUACAGCAGCAAUGCAAGAAAGAUGAGACUAAAUGGAAGCUAUUGGUUAACAAAGUUAUUGCAGCAAAAAAUGGAAGCUAUUUGUUCUCCUCUAGGUGAUAUAUAUAUAUAUAUAUAUGGCAUUACCAUGUAUUUUUAGUGGAAUGGUUAAUGCUUCAUAUGAAUUACAGAAGUUUGAAAAUGGGAAAAUAAUAAGAGAAAUGUUAAUAUGAGUUAAUUACAAAAUAAA